AUGCAUGUGCACGUGUGGGAGUCUUAUCCAGCUGUUCCCCCAAUAUGGUCUGUAGAGUCAGAUGAUCCAAACCUGGCAGCUAUCCUGGAGAGGCUGGUGGAAGUCAAGAAAGGAAAUACGCUGCUUUUGCAGCACCUGAAGCGAAUAAUCUCAGACCUGUGCAAACUCUACAACCUUCCCCAACAUCCAGAUGUUGAAAUGUUAGACCAGCCUCUGCCGGCAGAACAGAGCACACAGGAAGAAGUGUCCUCUGAAGAGGAAGAUGAAGAGAUGCCAGAGGACACUGAGGACUUGGACCACUAUGAGAUGAAAGAGGAAGAGCCAGCAGACGGAAAAAAGACAGAGGAUGAAGGCAUUGGGAAGGAAAACCUUGCUAUUUUAGAGAAAAUAAAAAAGAACCAGAGGCAAGAUUACUUAAAUGGUGCAGUGUCUGGGUCUGUGCAGGCCACUGACCGGCUAAUGAAGGAGCUCAGGGAUAUUUACCGAUCACCAAGUUUCAAGGGCGGAUACUAUGCAGUUGAACUAGUGAACGACAGCCUGUACGAUUGGAACGUCAAACUCCUGAAGGUUGACGAGGAUAGCGCUUUGCACAAUGAUCUCCAGAUCCUCAAAGAGAAAGAAGGAACAGAUUUCAUCCUCCUAAACUUCUCCUUUAAAGAUAACUUUCCUUUUGACCCACCGUUUGUAAGGGUCGUGUCCCCUGUGCUCUCAGGGGGGUAUGUUCUGGGUGGCGGUGCCAUCUGCAUGGAGCUACUUACAAAGCAGGGCUGGAGCAGCGCGUACUCCAUCGAGUCGGUGAUAAUGCAGAUCAGCGCCACUCUGGUGAAAGGGAAAGCGAGAGUGCAAUUUGGAGCCAAUAAGAAUCAGUACAGCCUGACAAGAGCACAGCAGUCCUACAAGUCCCUGGUUCAGAUCCAUGAGAAAAAUGGCUGGUACACACCGCCCAAGGAAGAUGGCUAGCGCUGAUACUUGGAUACUGCAGGACCAACUUGAUUAUCUUCUGAAUGCUGUACUUGGAUCUUAAGAUGCCUCUUUGGCUUUCUCCCAGGAUGUAAUAGCUCUGCCUGUUGCAGGACAAUAAUGGCUGUUAUAAACUCUAAAGAAAACUGUUUAAGCAGUUGGACUGACCUAAAACACUUGCUGGACCCUUGCUAGCAGGCAUUCUUAUUAAAACAAACUUUUGAGCCUCUUGUAUCGCUGGAAACUUUCAACUCUACUCCAGUCUAGAGCAUCCUCCUUACCUAUGCUACGGAUUUAAUUUAUUUUCUUAUUUCAUGUACACUGCUUUUUUUUGUUACAGUGUAUGAUGGAUGUGUAUGGAAAAUGUAUCUUUGGAGAAAAAUUACAGUUUGUUAAUUUGAA
This is a messenger RNA of Struthio camelus australis, 1362 nucleotides long. The record is from RefSeq and is a predicted model, not a curated record. NCBI's taxonomy places the organism in Eukaryota, Metazoa, Chordata, Aves, Struthioniformes, Struthionidae.